Hydatigera taeniaeformis is the source of this 1188-nucleotide messenger RNA. The record is from the annotation of a GenBank genome assembly. Lineage: Eukaryota; Metazoa; Platyhelminthes; Cestoda; Cyclophyllidea; Taeniidae.
AUGGAAAUUAGUUCUGUGAAUUCCAUCCAUCGAACAUGUCCCAACAACAUGUCGACCACGGAGACAGCGGUGUACUUUUUUCGCGCCUACAUAACUCCAAUUCUUUUGAGCAUUGGAAUUCCCUCAAAUCUCUUCGUCUUUAUCGUGUUUGUUCGACUACAAAAACGUCAAGCUUGUAGAUUUAACAUUUAUGUUAUGUAUCUGGCUAUAGCGCAUGUAUUUCAAUGCAUUGGUGAGUCGUUAUUGGAUCAUUUCAUUGGCCGUGGACUCUGGUUUGCUUCUGGGUGUACUAUUGACUUUAAACUCGACACUCAAUCACUCUUUGCAUGCAAAUUUGUCUCCUACUUGCCAACAGCAACAGAAUUGCUUGCAGCAGUCACUUUAGUCUCCUUUACAAUCGAUAGAACAGUUACCAUCUAUCGUCCGAUUCAUUCUCGUGGUGACCUUCACCUAAAUUAUGCCCGUCUGGGGCUGCUUCUUGCCUUUGUCUUCACUUUCGUCUCCUUUAUCCCUGCAGCUAUCUACUACACCUUGGAACGCAGCCCCGACGGUAAGCUGCGUUGUGCUCUUGUGGAGCCCACCUCACCUGGACCGCGAUAUGUCAUUCUCAUGUCUGUCAUCUGCUCCUACACCGCUCCCACCAUCACCAUCCUCGUCCUCAAUAUUCUCAUCUGUUACAAACUCAAGUACCUCAUUCGCAGCGGUGGGAUCAAAUCAACCACUUCGUAUAAACAAAAACUCGAAAGACGUCGUAUCCUCGGUCACUUGGGUGUCUGCUCCUUCUUUCUUUGUCUGUCAAUUCCACUGGUAAUUUGUAUGGCCUUGCGUCAGUACGCUGACGCCAAAAACUACGCUGAAACCGCAAAAGACUUUCACAAAGAGGUUGUUCAGCUUACCAAGUUCUUCAGCUCCUUCACUGCCAUACAAUACUCCACAGAUAUCAUCAUUUACUUCGUUUUCUUGCCCAAUGCACGCUCUGAGGCUCUGCGCAUACUUUGUGGCAGUGAACGAUUUCAGCGAUGUAGUCUGAUUCGCCGAAUCUACACAAAACAUGUGAAAGAGAGUUCACAAGAACGACGCAAACGGAUGUCUACUGUAAUGUCUCGUGUGCAAGACACUAAAGGCAAUAGCAGAGGCUACUCUCUGUCUAAAGAUUCUGUCUCCAGCAUUUCAGAAGUACCCAAAUGA